UAAAUAUGAAACUGGUUUGACCACUUUUAUUCCCACUUAUGAUCAGUCAUCUGCCAGCAUCGCUCGAGCUGCAGUGCAAUAAGUGAUAUCACAAGCAAAAUGUAUUAUAACUUUACAAAAGCUUCCCAGUUUCGAGUUACAACGAGGUGGAAUAUUCACCGAACUGUGGCUUCAUUAAAUGCUUUUGUAAAAUCUGAAUUAACAGCGAUAACAAAAGCUGGUACUUGGAAAAACGAACACGUAAUUGCGUCACCUCAACAAACAAAGAUUACUUUAUCGAAUGGCAAGAAAGUUAUUAAUUUUUGUGCUAAUAACUAUUUGGGUUUAGCGAACAACGAAAAUAUUAUUAAUGCAGCAAAAGUUGCACUGGAUAAAUAUGGAGCUGGUUUGAGUUCUGUGAGAUUUAUAUGUGGGACACAAGAAAUACAUGUUGAAUUAGAGAAAAAAAUCGCCGCAUUUCACGGCAGGGAAGAUGCUAUACUUUAUGCAUCUUGUUUCGAUGCAAAUGCUGGGAUUUUUGAAGCUUUAUUGACUUCUGAUGAUACAAUUUUAAGCGACGAAUUAAAUCACGCAUCUAUCAUUGAUGGUAUUCGACUGUGUAAGGCGAAGAAGUAUAGGUAUAAACAUAGAAAUAUGGCGGAUUUAGAAUAUAAGCUUCAGGAAAGCAAAUCAGCACAUUUACGUCUUAUUGUAAGCGAUGGGGUAUUUUCCAUGGAUGGUACUAUUGCACCAUUGCCUGAUAUAAUUGAACUUGCCGAAAAAUAUGAUGCUAUUACGUUCAUAGAUGAUUGUCACGCUACUGGAAUUUUUGGUAAAACUGGCAGAGGUACAGAAGAGUAUUAUAAUCGUCUUGGUAGUAUUGACAUUAUUAAUUCAACGUUAGGAAAGGCUCUUGGUGGUGCAGCAGGUGGUUAUACUACUACUAAAAAAGAUAUUGUCAGUUUGUUAAGACAAAGAAGUAGACCAUAUUUAUUCUCCAAUUCAUUACCUCCACCUGUAGUCGCUUCGGCGAGUAAGGUUAUGGAUCUUAUAAUGGACAAUGCAACAUACUUAAAUCGUUUAGCAGACAAUACCAAAUAUUUCAGAAAUGCUUUGACCAAAGCUGGUUUCAUUAUAAGUGGUGAUAAUCAUCCUAUUUGUCCUGUUAUAUUAGGCGAUGCGAAAUUAGCAACAAAAUUUGCAGAUAAAAUGAUUGGAAAAGGUAUUUACGUCGUUGGAUUCAGCUAUCCUGUGGUACCAAAAGAUAAAGCAAGAAUACGUGUCCAAAUUAGUGCAUCACACACAACAGAAGAUAUAGACUAUGCCGUAAAUGCCUUUAUACAGAUUGGAAAAGAAUUGGCAGUAAUUCAAUGAACAUUUAUUUCUUAUGUUAAAUAAUAAAUAAUGUUAAGUAACAAAUAAAAAAAAUAAAUACUAAUAUGAAUACUAACAAAUAUUAAUAUAAGAGAUAUUGUGGCCAUUGAUUUUAAAGGUUAUAUUAACAAAUACUAACAUAGAAAGAGAUAUAUUAUGAGCUAGCCAUUGAUUUUUGAUAACUUUCACGUAGGAAAUUAAUACAAAAAAUAUAUCGAAAC
Messenger RNA from Harpegnathos saltator (Jerdon's jumping ant), 1574 nucleotides. RefSeq names its product Glycine C-acetyltransferase (gene Gcat). Lineage: Eukaryota; Metazoa; Arthropoda; Insecta; Hymenoptera; Formicidae. Gene Ontology annotation, biological process: L-threonine catabolic process; biosynthetic process. The record is from RefSeq and is a predicted model, not a curated record. The transcript has 7 exons. Gene Ontology annotation, molecular function: glycine C-acetyltransferase activity; pyridoxal phosphate binding. Gene Ontology annotation, cellular component: mitochondrion. Bases 100 to 1353 code for a protein of 417 amino acids.